AUGACGGAAAUCCAUUGGCAUGUCCUGGACACUUGGGGCAUUGUGGAGGGGCGCGAGAUCUUGGAAGGGUUAUGGGAGCAGAUGCAACAGGAGCCGAGCGCGGAAGAGAAGCUUCUUCAUGAGCUUGGUCAGACUCUACAAUAUGAGGGCCGAAAGGCGACGUUCACUUGCGGCGGGCACAUACCAAUCGUCAUGAAUCCGAACGUUGAUGAGUCUGGCAAUUUGACACCGAGGACUGGCCAGAAAGUACAGGAGCAGACAAUCAUGACCAAGCCUGUCACUGUGCGUUGGGGCCCCGAUGGUUCUGGUAGAUCGAUUGCUCUUCCCCUCGACGACAACGCUGGUGAGCGGCAAGCACUUGAGGACCUCGUCGGCUCGUGUGUACCGGCCACCUUUGGCCGCAAUCGGCAAGAUGUAUACGAUGAGAAUUAUCGCCGCGCCGGGGCGAUGGACACCACUCGUUUUAUGACCGACUUCUGCCCGUAUGAGCACGGUAUCAUCGACAUCAUCACUCAGCUACUUUCGCCACCCAUCACUGGCGAUUUGAAGACGGUGGAGCCAGUGACAGCCCAAAUGUCUAAAGAAGAGGAAUACCGACGAAGCCGCAGGAUCAUUGGAGUGGUACAGCGCUUCAGCAUGAGGCGAAUGGGCAUGUCGGAGUCUAUGAUACAUGCUGAGGACGUACCGAAUUGUAUGGCGCAGCUGGGAGUACCCAUCAUGGCGAACGAUCCUUUGAGCCUGCGACUCCAGAAUAUGCUAAUUGAGAGUGCUAUGCCAACAUCAAAUGCUACGCCGAGCCUCUUCCCGGACUUCCUGCCCGAGAGUCAGGUCACGGAAAUCGCCCGCGAAAGGAUGAUCGCAAAGAUCAGAGCGGAACACGAUCGAAGGGACACUGUAAGGAACGAGCAAAACACGCAGAAAAGUCUACGACAGCGCGGCAUUAGAGCGGCGCUGUACAAGCUGAACGUGUACUCUGGUCCUAGUGGCAUGUUCAAGGCCCAUGUGGACACUCCACGUAGCGAUGACCAAAUCGGCAGUCUUGUGGCCGCUCUCCCUGUGGAUUCUGAGGCUUUCUACAGCGACUGCGAACACGAAGUACUGGAGUUGACUUCCGGACACCGCCUCACUCUCACAUACAACCUUUUCGCGUCGGCUGGUACCGGGCUCCUGAAUGAUGCAGCUCUCAGCCUCAGCCCCGAGCGCCUUCCUCUGUAUGGCCAGCUACGCUCAAUGCUCGAGAACCCAUGCUUUUUUACAAACGGCGGCUAUCUUGGCGUACAUCUGGCUCACAGCUAUCCUCACACUAACAAUCAACUACGUCGCUUCGUUCCCAACAUGCUCAAAGGAGUCGAUAUGGCGAUCUACGAGGCGUUUAUUGCCCUGAGACUGACCUGUGUUCUCACUCCAAACUCUUUGGACUCAGCCGCAGAAUGCCUCAGAGAAUUGGACAUGCUGCACAAGUUAUCGUCAACCCCUCGAAUGGACAAGUCGGCCAGAUCAGGCCUGCUUAUUAGCCUUCUCAGAGGCGUAGAAAUUGUCCCAGGGCACGAUGAGUUCGAUAACGACACUGACGAUGUCGGCACAGAAGACAAUUUCGGUACCCAGGAGCACGAUUCCGACAGCCUGGUCGAGCAGUAUGAUAAUUAUGGCACAAGUCUGAAUGAGAGAGGCAUUGAGAUUCGGGAGGGUAAACAAGCCUCGAGGAAGGUAUUAUGGCUCGGCACGCCGGUGCACCAGGAGCUUAGCAAGGUUUACAUGGCUUAUGGCAAUCAGGCGGAGAUGAAGGUCAGGUACUCAAGCGUGGCACUCGUGGUCAAGAUACCGUCUUGGGCAGAGAGGAGUGGAGCUGGUGGCACAGCUGCAGAGCCUAUCGAGGUCGAUGACGAUUGA
Fulvia fulva is the source of this 1890-nucleotide messenger RNA. RefSeq lists its product as uncharacterized. NCBI's taxonomy places the organism in Eukaryota, Fungi, Ascomycota, Dothideomycetes, Mycosphaerellales, Mycosphaerellaceae. The record is from RefSeq and is a predicted model, not a curated record. The transcript is spliced from 7 exons. The coding region runs from base 1 to 1890 and encodes 629 amino acids.